This is a messenger RNA of Lucilia sericata (common green bottle fly), 5203 nucleotides long. RefSeq names its product myosin-I heavy chain (gene Myo81F). Gene Ontology annotation, biological process: signal transduction. The coding region runs from base 10 to 4818 and encodes 1602 amino acids. Gene Ontology annotation, molecular function: cytoskeletal motor activity; protein binding; ATP binding. The transcript has 14 exons. NCBI's taxonomy places the organism in Eukaryota, Metazoa, Arthropoda, Insecta, Diptera, Calliphoridae. Gene Ontology annotation, cellular component: cytoskeleton; myosin complex. The record is from RefSeq and is a predicted model, not a curated record.
UUUUAGGAAAUGCAAACCACCUCAACCAAUACUCAAAGAGGAACUUCAAAGGCAAAAAUAACAGUCAGUGACAAUUUUAGACAACAGUUGCAAGCAUUAAUUGAUGUAUUACAAAACACAAAACCUUGGUAUGUUCGAUGUAUUAAGCCAAAUGCUGAAAAAUUACCAAAUAAAUAUGAUGAAGUCCUAGUUUUAGAUCAAUUAAAAUAUUUGGGAAUGCUGGAUAUAAUUCGGAUAAGAAGAGAAGGAUUUCCAAUUCAUUUAAAUUUUAAUGAAUUUAUUUCAAAAUAUAAAAGUUUAUUAAGAGACAAAAAAGCGGAGUCUUCUAAAGCAUAUAUUGAAAAUAUAAUGCAUCGUCUAAACGUGCCGCACUCAGAAUGGCAAAUUGGAAAAUCAAAGGUUUUUUUGAGGUCAAAAGCUUACGAACCAUUAGAAGAUACAAGAAAAUACUUAGUACACUCAAAGGCUUUACUAAUACAAACAAAUUGGAAACGUUACAUUCAAGUUAAAAAUUAUCAACACAUUCGUAAUGCAACCUUAAAAAUACAACAUGCUUAUAGAGGAUGGAAAAUGCGCAUUCAGUUUUUAAGAAUGCGAAGAGCUGCAGUUGUAAUUCAGAGCCAUUUACGUGGAGUUUAUGCGAGGGAGGUUGCAGCGGCAUUGCGUGAAAUGCGUAGAGUAGAUGAAGAAAUGAAGAAAAGGCAAAAGUCAUUGCAAGAGUCGUUAACAAAUAAUGAAGACCACCAAGCGUUGGAAGAUUGUGAAAGAAUGGUCCAAGAAGAAAUGAAAGCUCUGUCUCAUAUGGCCGAUCAAAUUAAUGGUUUAAGGACAAAUAAUAAUCUUUCCCCUUCGGGAAAAAGUCAUGACUCGAAUGAUAACUUAAAUAAUGAAUCUGUUGAUUUAGAUAAUUUAUUUGCCUUUUUAAGCGACGUCACAUCGAACAAUUCUGCUAAUCCGAUUUUGGACGAAUUAAGUGAUAAAAUGGAUAAUCUUGUUCAAGAUUUUGACGAUGAGCUAGGAAAUUGUAAUAAUACUGAUUCUGAAUCUCACGUAUUGAAUCAAGUUCCCAACAAACCAUUACCAUCGUUGCCGGAACCCACAAUGCCUCCACCUCCACCACCUCAUGAUAGUAAUCAUGAUAAUUUAGAUAAAUUAAAAAGUUGUGUUUUAAUUUCAAAACAAAUAAAGCCGGAGCCCAUUUAUGAGGCAGUUUUAAUUGGAAGAGGCAUCCAAAUUAAUGAUGAGAAGAAAUCCCAGGAGCUUGAUAUAUCCUUAUCUGAUGCAAGUGAUCUAGUUCAUCACAAUAAUUUAUUAAAUGAAACUAAUUUAUGUCCCUCUGUAGCUGUAAAAACAGCACCUACAGUUACAAAUAUAAUUCAAAACGCAAAAGACUCGGAAAUAUAUACAGAACGCGAACAGAGGCGAAAAUACCGCGUGGAAAAGAAAAUUAUGGAAAUGCAUCAAAAUACUGCAGAUAUACAAAAAGAUUUAUACAACAAUGAUGUUUAUUACGAUAUAAUGGAAUUCGCCGAACAUUAUUUUAAUGUUCAUGAUAGAACUCCAGAAGGAACCAUAAUUGCAACUUUAACCAGAAAGAAUAAAAAAAAUGUUGAUCAGAUCCCAAAAUACGAAAUGAUAACAUUUUUUAAGGGAGAUAGAAUAUCCUCAUCCCAUAUACAUAUGUAUGAUCCUGAAAAUGUAGUUUUUGCUUGCAAUAUAUUUCGUGAACUAUGCAAAUAUAUGCGUGGGGAAUUUAAUGCGGAGCGGGAACUUCAGGCCAUUCAGUACAUUAUAGGACUAGGAAUAGAACGAGAAGAACUUAGGGAUGAAAUAUUCGUACAAUGUAUUCGUCAAACAACAAAAAAUCCUAAUUUGGAAUGGACUGAUCGUUUAUGGUUAUUAUUGUGUUUAAUAAUCGUAGCUUUUCAGCCGAGCAAAUUACUGUUCAGAUAUUUUGUUUCACACCUUAAGAAGUGUUUGGAGUCAUUAGAUGGGAAACUGCGUCAGUACGCCCAAUGGUGUUUUGACAAUUGCAAAUGCACAAAAGUAUCUUCUCGAUUACUACCUCCUUCAAGCGUAGAAGUCGCAGCAAUGAGACGACUUGGAACUAUUGUAUGCCGAUUUUUUUUUUUGGAUGGUCGUACAAAAGCUAUUGAUGUCCAUCCUACGGACACAGCGGGUGAUGCCGUGUUAAAAUUGGCCGAAAAACUUAAUCUAUUUAAUACGGAAGGUUGGGCCAUAUUUCAAUCACGACCGAAUGGAGAAGAACAUAUCAAAUCUUUUGACUACUUAUAUGAUGUUAUAGCAGCAUGGGAAUUAAAACAAGUUAAAUUACAACCAGCCACAGCAACACAUAAACGACUAAAUAAUGGAUCAUCAUCAGGAGAAAAUCGUUUUGUUUUUAAAAAAAGAUUAUUUAAGUCAACUAGAGAAUUAUCACAAGAUCCUGUGGAAGUAAACCUUCUGUAUGCUCAAGCUGUUUACAGUGUUGUAAAGUGUGAUGAAUUUCCAGUUAGUGAAAAAGUUGCUCUUCAACUUGCUGGACUUCAAGCUCAAGUUGCUUUAGGUGAUCCGUCAAACCAGCCCAAACCGGAAUAUUAUAUUGAUAUUAAUAACUUUCUUCCAGAAAGAAUUUCAAAAACAAGAGAACAAGAAUUUUGGAUUCCCAUUUUAGCACAAGCACAUCGCCAAUAUGGAGCGUCCAGAAAUGAAUUAACUGCCAAGGUGCUAUAUUUAAGUUGUGUUAUGCAAUACCCACUUUACGGCACAACGAUGUUUAAUGUUAUAUAUAAAGGUUUUUGGAGUCAUGGAAGUAACAUAAUUUUUGGUGUUAACUAUGAAGGAAUCAUGUUUAUUCAGCCUGAAGAUAAAUUUAUACUAUAUCAAUUUAAAUACAUUGAUAUUGAGUCCAUUAUGUUAGAUCCCAGUGACAGUUUUAUAACUCUUACGUUAAACAGACAAUAUGUGCAAGUUAAUAAGCCAAAUAUUAAAGACUCAAAUAUUUCACUAGAAGCACAAAGAUGUUUCGUAUUUGAAACACUACAGAAAAAUGAAAUCGGAUCACUUAUUGUAUCGUAUUAUCCACCACUUUCCAACUGGAUUAUGAACAGUUUUGAAGUUUCUAAGAAAAGUAAAGGAACAACAAAUGAGGAUCGUGCUCGUUUGUACCAGAAUGUUGUUGUUUGUAGGAGACAACUAAUCGAUAUGGAAAUAUUAAGAAAACCUCAAGAAUCUGGAGGCGGUUUCUUUAGAAAUACUUUAAGAAGAUUGUCAAAACAUCGCUUGGAGAAAUUAAGAGCUGAACAAGGAAAUAAUGUUCAAGAACAUGGAGAAACAUACAAAGGAUUUCCACACUCGUAUUGGGCUUUUAGUAGAAUUCAAAUAACCCAAAGUCUGAGUAAAUUAUCAGAUCAAGAAGAAACAGUUAUGGUGCAAAUCUUUCAAGCGAUUUUAACAUAUUCGGGACUUGGAAUUUCAGGUGAUACAGUGCAAAGAGCUGAAGAUGAACAUGUUACUAUUGUACAAUCAAUCAUGGAUAAAUGUAUGCGAAAAGAGUCACUGAUAAAUGAACUUUAUUUGCAACUUAUAAAACAAACAACUGAUCAUCCGGAUCCCAAUUCAAGGGUUAAUCUUCGCCAUUGGGCGCUGUUAUCAUUAGUAUGCAGUGUAGUUUUACCUUCAGUUAAAACUAUUCGUAAAUAUUUAGUUAGUCAUUUGAAGAGAUGUGCCAGUGAUUACAUAACAGAGGAAGGAAAAUAUGCUCGUUUUGCAGAAAAGUGUUUUUUUAAAACUCAAGGUACCAGAAGACGACAAUGGCCUCCAAGUCGCGAAGAAAUUUUAUGCACUGUUAAUCGCAGACCAUGUUACUCAAGGUUUCAUUUUAUGGACGGGCAGUUUUACUCAAUUGAAUUUCAUCCUAGCUCUACGGCUUUCGAAGUUAUGGAACUAAUUAAGAAAAAAAUUGGACUUCAAGAAAAUUCUAUGGGAUAUGCCAUUUAUGAAGUUGUUGGAAACACUGAAAGAAGUUUACUUUUCGAGGAAAAAAUUGCAGAUGUUAUGGCAAAAUGGGAAAAAUAUAGAAACGCUACACAGCAAAGUUUAAGUAUAGCGUCUAUCAAUACAACUACAGUCAACUGCCGCCACCAACAUUAUAUGUUCUUGUUUAAGAAGCAUUUAUUUUGUGAUGACUACAUUAACAUUGAUGAUCCAGUAGAAAAAGAACUAUUAUAUCAUCAGGUGCUGCAUUCUCUUCGUACUGAAAGAUUUCCUAUAACUGAAAUGGAAGCUAUUAUGUUGACGUCACUUCAGGGACAACUUGAAUUAGGCGAUUGUGAUGAAGAAGUGAAUGACUAUCGAAUAAUUGCAAGCCAUUGCUUGCCUCCAAGAUUUGUUCCUAAUAUACCACAUGAAGCCGUUGCAAUGCAUCACCAAAGUCUUCGUGGAAUGCUACCAGCUGAAGCUAAAAAAUCGUUCUUGAAUUUAAUACAGAGUUGGCCUCUUCACCGCGCAACAAUAUUUGAUGUGAUGCAAACAUUUACGUCCAAUUGGCCACGUGUAUUAUGGUUAGCUGUGGAUCAAAAUGGCAUUCACUUACUCGAACACCGUUCCCGAAAUAUUCUAUGUACUCAUGACUACGAAUCUAUUAUUUCGUACUCUCCAAAUAUGAAUUCGUUGAUGAUAUUUACUGGAACCGAGAAAAAACAAUCAAAAGUAAUACUGAGCACAACACAGGCAUUCCAGAUUGCAACGCUUAUUAAAGAAUAUACGGAAAUAGUGAAAACACGAAGAAAUGUAAUAGAAACUUCUAGUAUGCAAUAAAGCGAUGCUUUUAGAUAAUUAAAAGAGGAGAGUGAAUUGUAUAUACAACCAUUAUUUGCAGUAAUAAUAAUAGUAAUUAAUUUUAUUAGCUAAAGCUCACAUUUAAAAUAUGUUAUGUUCUAUUACCAAAUUUCAAGUUUAAUGCAAUAUUUCGUAAUAAACAUUAUAUAACUUUAAAAAAUAUAUAAAAUAAAUAUAUAAUUACUAAUGAAGGUAAGUUAUGUUAAACAAGUGUGCAGUGUUGACAUCUCUGAUUUAUUUAAAUACAACACUGUUUGUAAGAUUUCUUAGUCCUCUUUUACAUUGAGAUUUUUUUCUCCUGGCCUUUUCUCAAUUUUUUUAAAUUACCUUCGUAAAAUCUUGAAUGUUUACUUUGAGACUUUUA